CAUACACUACUAGCUAUACUGUCUAUAGCUUAUACUGUCUAUAGCUAGCACAUGCCCUCUCUAUCUCCAGAGCUCAAAUCUGCUAUUGCAAAACAAUCCAUCCAGCUGCCACGCGGAUUCAAUAAACAGCAAUCGCAGUCAGAAACAUUCGCCAGCAUCCACGCUGCAAAACGCAGGCUCCAAUGCCAUCGCGCCCAUGACUGGCCUUUUAUUCUUGCUGCGUGCUAUACAGGCUUUAAUUUUCCCCAAGGCAUACAGUGUCUGUGGCAGUCUAUCCUGCAAGAUCCCCACAUUCCAGCCUCACAGCAUGCACAUAUCGGUGCAGCCAUGAGGGAAGCUGUACUGAAAUGUAUCCCGUUCUUGGGUAUACCACGCGUCUUGCUCUGUCUUGCACCCCUUCAAGCAGCUCAAGGAAAAGUCCUACAACCAGACAUUGAAAAGAUUCUGCUGCCACUUCGGCCAACACCAAAGGACACCACCUCCUCACAACAAAUGGAAGCAGGCUCAGGUCUUUGGGAUGAUAUCUACGCACCCAAACAACUCGCCACAAAGCUACGUGGUAAGAUUGCUACGUUCCAUCCAAACCUCGCAAACCUCAUUAUCCAAGGCAGCUAUGGCGCUGCCCUCUCCCCAACUCUGUUGAUUGGACGAGAACUCACCUCUGCUAUUGCAGUUGCCGGUCUACGAUGCGAAGAAGAUGUUAUGAUGCAACUGACUUCACACGUCAUGGGUCUCCUCAAAGGUGGUGGCGAUGAAGCCUACGCCCUGGCCAUCAUGGAUGUCGUCGAUGGGUUGAGACAAGGCACCCUCAUAGAUAAAACUAGACUAUGAUCCCACAA
Messenger RNA from Protomyces lactucae-debilis, 839 nucleotides. RefSeq lists its product as uncharacterized. Bases 52 to 831 code for a protein of 259 amino acids. NCBI's taxonomy places the organism in Eukaryota, Fungi, Ascomycota, Taphrinomycetes, Taphrinales, Protomycetaceae. The transcript has a single exon. The record is from RefSeq and is a predicted model, not a curated record.